Molecule: messenger RNA, 4735 nt
Organism: Trichomycterus rosablanca
Lineage: Eukaryota; Metazoa; Chordata; Actinopteri; Siluriformes; Trichomycteridae
Gene: gria3b
Product: glutamate receptor, ionotropic, AMPA 3b
Exons: 16
Coding region: 472-3126 (884 amino acids)
Biological process (GO): modulation of chemical synaptic transmission; synaptic transmission, glutamatergic; monoatomic ion transport
Cellular component (GO): plasma membrane; dendritic spine; postsynaptic density membrane
Molecular function (GO): transmitter-gated monoatomic ion channel activity involved in regulation of postsynaptic membrane potential; AMPA glutamate receptor activity
Source: RefSeq, a predicted model, not a curated record
UUGAUGCGGAUUAAAGCCCGGGGUUUUAAUGGUCCUGGCUGCGGUGAAUUAGGAUGAAGGAACGUCCUCACGUUUUCACCAGGUCGCCUCAACCCCAACUCUUGUUCUUUUAGUUAUUUUGGUUAACAUCCUAGUUAUCUCCCAUCUAUUGUGUCAUCUGCGGUGUUGCAGCGGGCACGCACAGACGCACCGACGAUCUCCGCGUCUUUCCUUUUCUUCGCGCUUCUUAUUGGUUUGAUCCAGCCAGAACAGACCUGGAGGAGAUUUAAGUACUCGUCGUGUUUUUGGAAUAAGUGCCACUGCAGACAUCUCAUGAUGCUUUUCUGUCUAUGAAACUAAUGCGCGCACAGUUCCGAGCGCACCCGGUUCGUUCGUCUGCGCGUUUUCCUCCAGCGUGCGUGUGAUUUUUCACUCGGACUUCUUCGUUCCGUUUGCCAGGACUUGCUUUUGGUUUUUCAACAAAAGAAUACAAUGGCACGACUGUGUGCUCUUCUCAUGUUCCUCUGGCUUCUGGGCAGAUCGCUAGCAGGAUUUCCUAAUCAGAUAAACAUAGGUGGGCUGUUCAUGCGCUCUACCGUGCAGGAGCACAGCGCUUUCAGAUUUGCCGUCCAGCUCUACAACACCAACCAGAACAUGACCGAGAAACCGUUUCAUCUGAACUACAACGUUGAUAACCUGGAGUCGUCCAACAGCUUCUCGGUCACCCAUGCAUUUUGCUCGCAGUUCUCCAGGGGCGUCUACGCCAUUUUCGGCUUCUACGACAAGAAGUCCAUGAACACCCUGACCUCCUUCUGCGGCGCCCUCCACACCUCCUUCAUCACGCCCAGCUACCCCAUCGACUCCGACGUCCAGUUCGUCAUUCAGAUGCGGCCGCCUCUGAGGGGGGCCGUGCUCAGUCUGCUCACCUAUUACAGAUGGGAGAAAUUCGUCUACCUCUACGAUACAGACAGAGGAUUUUCCAUACUGCAAGCCAUCAUGGAGGCGGCGGUGACGAACAACUGGCAGGUGACGGCGCGCUCGGUGGGCAGCGUGACCGACCCUCAGGAGUACAGGCGCAUCAUCGAGGAGAUGGACCGGCGGCAGGAGAAGCGCUUUCUCAUCGACUGUGAACUCGACAGGAUUAAUGUCAUUUUGGAGCAGGUCGUGGCCCUGGGCAAGAACACCCGAGGCUACCACUACAUCCUGGCCAAUCUGGGCUUCGCCAAUGUGAGUCUGGACAAGGUGUAUCUCGGAGGAGCAAACAUAAGUGGCUUUCAAAUAAUCAAUCCUGAAAACCCUGUCGUGCAGCAGUUCCUUCAGCGCUGGGACCGCUUGGAUGAAAGAGAAUUCCCCGAGGCCAGGAACACGCCGCUCAAGUACACAUCUGCCUUAUCCUACGACGCCAUACUCGUGAUAGCCGAGGCCUUCCGGUACCUACGCCGCCAGCGGGUGGACGUGUCAAGGCGGGGCAGCGCCGGAGACUGCCUGGCCAACCCGGCGGUCCCCUGGAGUCAAGGCAUCGACAUCGAGAGGGCUCUGAAAAUGGUCCAAGUGCAGGGGAUGACCGGCAACAUCCAGUUCGACAGCUUUGGACGCAGAUCCAACUACACCGUCGAUGUUUACGAGAUGAGAGCAGGAGGGCCGAGGAAGAUCGGGUACUGGAACGAGUUUGAGCGCUUUGUAAAUAUAAUGGAUCAGCCGUACAGCAACGAUUCGUCCUCAGUGGAAAACCGAACAAUUGUGGUCACUACUAUUAUGGAAGCUCCGUACGUGAUGUACAAGAAAAACCACAUGCACCUGGAGGGCAACGACAAGUACGAGGGCUACUGUGUGGAUUUAGCGUCCGAGAUAGCCAAACACGUGGGCAUUAAGUACAGGCUCUCGAUAGUCAUGGACGGCAAGUACGGCGCCCGCGACCCUGAGACCAAGACCUGGAACGGGAUGGUGGGUGAACUGGUGUAUGGGAGGGCAGAUAUAGCUGUGGCCCCGCUGACCAUUACGCUGGUCCGAGAGGAAGUGAUAGACUUCUCUAAACCCUUCAUGAGCUUAGGAAUCUCCAUCAUGAUCAAGAAACCUCAGAAGUCCAAGCCGGGCGUGUUCUCCUUCCUGGACCCCCUGGCGUACGAGAUCUGGAUGUGCAUCGUGUUCGCCUACAUCGGGGUCAGCGUGGUGCUGUUCCUCGUGAGCCGCUUCAGUCCGUACGAGUGGAACUUGGACGAGACGGAUGAAACCAAAGACCCCCAGACUCCUCCCGACCCGCCUAAUGACUUUGGGAUUUUUAACAGCCUGUGGUUCUCCCUGGGAGCGUUCAUGCAGCAGGGCUGUGAUAUCUCACCAAGGUCCUUAUCGGGAAGAAUAGUGGGAGGUGUCUGGUGGUUCUUCACCCUCAUCAUCAUCUCGUCCUACACGGCUAACCUGGCCGCCUUCCUCACGGUGGAGAGAAUGGUCUCGCCCAUCGAGAGCGCCGAAGAUCUAGCCAAACAAACAGAGAUCGCCUACGGGACGCUCGACUCAGGUUCCACCAAAGAGUUCUUCAGGCGCUCGAAAAUCGCCGUGUACGAGAAAAUGUGGUCGUACAUGAAAUCGGCCGAGCCGUCCGUGUUCGCCAAGACCACGCCCGACGGUGUGGCGCGGGUGCGCAAGUCCAAGGGCAAGUUCGCCUUCCUGCUGGAGUCCACCAUGAACGAGUACAUCGAGCAGAGGAAGCCGUGCGACACCAUGAAAGUGGGAGGCAACCUCGACUCCAAGGGCUAUGGCGUGGCGACCCCCAAGGGCUCAGCAUUAAGAAACGCUGUUAACCUGGCAGUUUUAAAACUGAAUGAGCAAGGCCUCUUGGACAAAUUGAAAAACAAAUGGUGGUACGACAAGGGAGAGUGCGGCAGCGGGGGAGGUGACUCCAAGGACAAGACAAGUGCUCUGAGUCUGAGCAAUGUAGCCGGCGUCUUCUAUAUUCUGGUUGGUGGAUUGGGGCUGGCCAUGAUGGUGGCUUUAAUAGAGUUUUGUUACAAGUCACGCGCUGAAGCCAAAAGGCUGAAACUCGAAAAGAAUGCCCAAAAUUUUAAGCCCACCCCGCCGCCCAACACCCAGAACUUUGCCACUUACAGAGAGGGCUACAACGUGUACGGCACAGAGAGCGUUAAGAUCUAAAGUACAGAUGAGAUUUGGGCAAAAUGAUCAGUUCAGCCUUCAAAACUUCAAAACCAUGAGAAGAAAUCCUGUAAAGCGAUGGCUAGAUGUUCUUUUUCUUCCUCUUCCAUCCUUAUUUACCCACAACAUCCACCAUCACAGAGAGAAGGAGCCGAGUGGACGGAACCAUCCGAGAUAAAGAACCUGGACGUUUCCUUCAGUGCCUUAUGGAUCAUUCUGAGAUCAUUCACACCGAUGCAGCCUCCUUCACGUGCAUCAUGGGACAUCAAAUCACGUCACCUCGCUUCGGUAUACAUGAAGGAAUGCCGUCAUCAGCCACCAUCUGUGAAUAAACUCUUAAACCGCGUAAAAAACGACAUAAAAACUUCAUUAAAACUGAGAAACUAAAGCCAUCACUUGUGAUCUGAGCACAUUCGGACGAGCCGGACUGGAAACUGUGCUGAAGACGUCGAGUCUCAGACUCAAGGGACUCAACAGUUUGGAUUCAAGGGAGAAAAGAUGCUUGUACUUUAAUGUUAACUGUAAAUUUGCUUUCACAAUCACUGAUCGAAGCAUUAAGUUAUCAAACGUUGGGUUAUUACAAUUAGAAAUCAUUUAUUAUCAGAGACUGAUGCUGUUAUGAGUAGUGUUAGAUUUUCUCUUUAGUUUCUCGUCGUUUCUUUCUGUUGGUGCUGCUAAUUUGUCUGAAAUUUACAGAUUUCAAAGCUCAGACCCCUUAAAACAAUCAGUGACAACUGAAAAACUGGAAAUUGUAUUAAUUCUGUCAUAAAUAUACAACGUACACUAAAAAUUGCAUUUUUUUAAUGCAUUAUUUCAGUUACUGUGCAAGAAAGCGAUUCCACGACACGACACAACAGAUCGUCUACAUGUAGAUAAACAGCAACUCAUAAAAAUAUCAAGUGUUUAAAGCGUAGUAUUUAAUUACCUUCGACUUUUCUCAAUAUAUCAGACAUUUUAAAUCAGAUCUUUAUUUCCAUUCCUCAUUCAGUGUUGGAUGAACUGUUAGUGAAAUAGAUUUAUUAUCAUUAUUGAAAUUAGAUUUAUAAACGGUGAGAACAGGGGAAACCUUUAGCACAUUUACAUUUUGCUCUUACACUGUUUACUCCGAGAACAAGAAGAAGAGAAAAACUGUGAUUCCAUUGGACUCGGGACGUCCUGACCCAAUGGAAGGAUAGUUUUAUACAGAGACGACGCUUUUAAAGAAUUUAAAAACGUGUAUAGAAGUAAAUACUAUCGAAUUGUACAUUUGUUUAAUGAGAUUUCUAGAAGCCUGCGGGAUUUACACUUUAUUUCCAUUUUUUUAAUCUGCAUGUGAUGAGAAUCUGUGAUGCUUAUACAGCCCUGUUAAACUUUACAUUCAGCGCCGGAAGGUCGAGUAGAGGAAGGACGUGACUUUUCUAUUUAACCUUUUAGCUUUUCCUCCACUUCUGUUUCUGCUCCUCGGUCCAGAAAAAUAAUAAUAAUAAUAAAAAAAAAACCUCAGCAGGCUUCCGACUGACCGUAGAAGAAAGACGUGCAUGCAUGGGUGGAAUUAAGUGAAACCUCAGUAGUGAGGACUUGUACAAAGAAUUUUAAUAUAUUUUGUAAAUAAAAGCCAUAGAAAAAACGA